This is a messenger RNA of Wallemia ichthyophaga EXF-994, 609 nucleotides long. RefSeq lists its product as uncharacterized. The transcript has a single exon. The record is from RefSeq and is a predicted model, not a curated record. Bases 1 to 609 code for a protein of 202 amino acids. NCBI's taxonomy places the organism in Eukaryota, Fungi, Basidiomycota, Wallemiomycetes, Wallemiales, Wallemiaceae.
AUGAAACUCACUGCACUGCUAUCAAUCGCUGCGAUCGGCGCAACAGCCUCAGCACACCUCCUGCACAGACAGGACAGCCUUGGGGAGUCGUCCGAGCAGUGCCUCCAGAAUGAGUGCAGCAGCUUGUACAGCGCAGUACGGAAUGACUGCUACAGCGACUCAGACAGUAUCGAUAACAUGAGCAACAAGCAGAAACACCAGCUGUACGGCUGUUUCUGCGAUGCUUUCAGAAGCGCGUCGGACGAUUGCAAGACGUGUGCAUCGAACGCUGGGCUGGAUUUCAGCAGCUUGACUAACGAGUACUGCUCGGAGGCUAGCGAUAACUCUAGCCCAAUUACUUCCGUUGCUUCCAUCUCAAAAACCAGCUCAAAACAAUUGCAUAGCUACACAAGCACACACGGAGACUCUUCAAGCUCUUCUCCUACUUCUACUCCUACUUCUACUCCUACUUCUACUCCUACUUCUACUCCUACUCCUUCUCCUCCGCCAUCGGACGGCAACGAAAACGACGACUCUGAACAAGACGGCGAUUCCGGUUCUCUAACUGCGAUCCCAUCAAUUACUUUCAUGGCUUCUGCGCUGGUAUUGGCGAGUGCACUAGCACUCUAA